AUGAAUCGUGUUCUGUUUCUUUUGCUUAUAAAUUUAUCUGGUGGUGUAUGUAUUAAGACAAAUCUUCUAUCAAAUAGAACAACAAUAGUGCAUCUAUUUGAAUGGAAAUGGCGUGACAUUGCGGAGGAGUGUGAAAGAUUUUUAGCCCCCAAGGGUUUUGGUGCUGUGCAGAUUUCACCGCCGUCAGAAAAUUUGAUCAUAAAAACCCAAAAUGAUCUAAGACCCUGGUACGAAAGAUAUCAAGUGAUGUCGUAUAAUUUGGAAACACGUUCCGGCAACCAAGAUGACUUCUUAAACAUGACAAAGAGGUGUAACAAAGUUGGUGUUAGGAUAUACGCAGACGUUGUUGUAAACCAUACGACUGGUUCACAUAAGAGCAAUAAAGGAACUGGUGGAAGCACUGCAGACUUUGACAAGUACAGUUACCCAUCCGUCCCAUACAAUGUUGAGAAUUUUCAUUCAUUCUGUAUAAUCAAUAACUAUUACAAUGCGACUGAGGUUCGCAACUGUCAGUUAUUAGGACUGAAAGAUCUCAAUCAGACUGAAGAAUAUGUAAGACAAAAUAUAGCUAAUUACAUAAAUAAACUCAUAAAGCUCGGCGUGGCUGGCUUAAGAAUAGAUGCCGCUAAACACAUGUGGCCGAGUGAUCUCAAAGAAAUUUAUACAAGGUUAGACAAUUUGAACCCUGAAUUCGGCUUCCCACCAAACACAAGACCGUAUAUCUAUCAAGAGGUAAUUUAUUACGGAAGCGAGCCGAUACGACCUGAAGAGUAUACGCCUCUCGGAGACGUCACUGAAUUUAGGGUUGGCAAUGAACUGAAGAACGUCUUUCGUGGAAUUAACUCUUUGAAGUGGUUAGUGAAUUGGGGUGAGAAAUGGGGGCUGUCACCUUCUAAAACUGCUUUAGUUUUCAUUGACAACCACGACACACAACGUAGCAGUGACAUGUUGACAUACAAAGAGGCGAGAGCUUAUAAGGCCGCCAUAGCAUUCAUGCUAGCACAUCCGUAUGGUCAACCACGAAUUAUGAGCAGUUACUUCUUCACAAAUAAUGAAAUUGGACCUCCUAGUGAUGAUAGCGAGAAUAUACUGUCACCGAUAAUAAACGAAGAUGACACAUGUGGCAAUGGCUGGGUGUGUGAACAUCGCUGGCGUCAAAUAUAUCAAAUGAUCGGCUUCAGAAAUGUUGUCAUUAAUACAAGCAUCAAAAACUGGUGGGAUGAUGACAAUAAACAAAUUGCUUUUGGAAGAGAUGCAAAGGGUUUUAUAGUAUUUAAUGGAGAUGAAAUUGAACUUAACGUUACUUUGCAGACUGGACUUCCCCCUGGGGAGUAUUGCGAUGUAAUAUCGGGUUUGAGAGUUGGAUCACAUUGCACGGGGAAUAAAAUAUACGUAAAUAAUGAUGGUAGAGCACAUUUUUAUAAGACACAAUACGCUGAAGAUAUGCAUAUAGCUAUCCAUGUUGGCAAAGAGUCAAGAGAAUAUCAUAGAAAACGAGAUAAAUAA
Molecule: messenger RNA, 1506 nt
Organism: Danaus chrysippus (African queen)
Lineage: Eukaryota; Metazoa; Arthropoda; Insecta; Lepidoptera; Nymphalidae
Source: the annotation of a GenBank genome assembly